Messenger RNA from Ostrinia furnacalis (Asian corn borer), 2548 nucleotides. Its product is annotated as organic cation transporter protein. Bases 701 to 2302 code for a protein of 533 amino acids. Gene Ontology annotation, cellular component: membrane. Gene Ontology annotation, molecular function: transmembrane transporter activity. Lineage: Eukaryota; Metazoa; Arthropoda; Insecta; Lepidoptera; Crambidae. Gene Ontology annotation, biological process: transmembrane transport. The record is from RefSeq and is a predicted model, not a curated record. The transcript is spliced from 8 exons.
CACGUGGCGCGGGCCUUCCGCGGCGGGACGCAGUCUCCGCGCUCGCGGCGGCGUGAACCACCGUUAGCGUAACGGCGCAGAGCUCAGAUUCGCGUGACCCGCUCCGAGUAAUCAAACGCCUAUCUCCUUUUAACCGGCGACUGAAGUAGUUUAGUAGUCCUGAAGUUGCGGCGCAGACGCACAACCACGCCGGCCUUCCAGGCGGUAGGACGCGUCCACUCCCAUCGAUGUAGAUAAACUUGUUUACAUUCUUAACUUGCGGUUAACUCGGUGUCAACGAGCUUUGUGUUCGAGGAUAUGGGUGUAGUUAGUGUGAGAGCACAAGGGAACAUUCGUUUUUAGUUGUCGUAGUUUAUAUUAACUAUAUAUUAUUUACAAACUAGUCAGUAUACGGUUGUAGGCGUGGUGUUAAGUUGUGAUAAUAGGAAUACGGAGCGCAUAGUAUUAGGUGCUUUUUGUGAUCGUUAAUAUUAUAUGGUAAGGAACCUGGAUAAAAUAAUCAAAUCCUGUAGUUUCAGCCAUUUUAGUUAAAAUUAUUUAUGUAUCCGUUAGUCGCGUGCCAGUAAUAAAAGUCUGUAUAAAUAUAUUCCAUUCGAUUCAAAGGGGAUACAUAGGGUUCAGAUAUAAUUAAAACGUGGUCGAUAUCAAAAUUACGUGACGGGCUCUCUUGGUGGUGGUGCGCGAGUGAAGCGGCGGGAAGAUGUCGGGCGACUGGUGGUGCGCGGGCUGGGGCCGCUGGCAGGCGCGGCUGGCGCUGCUGCUGGCGCUGCCGGUGCUGCUCACCGGGCUCUACGGCACCAACUACGUGUUCCUGGCGGCUCACACGCCUUACAGAUGCCAUGUACCAGAAUGCGAGAACAGUUCGAUGGCGUCGCGGGUGGCGACUCCGGAGCAGUGGCAGCCGGCGUGGGCGGGCUGGGCCCUGCCCGAAGACGCGUGCACUCGCUUCAAGCCCACAGACUCGCUCUGCCAUGACGCGGCCUUCGACAACCAAACUACAGUCGUCUGCGAGGAGUUUGUCUACCAGACCGGCAGCAGUAUAGUUGCUGAGUUCGACUUGGCAUGUCAAGAAUGGAAGCGCUCCCUGGUGGGCACCAUUCACAACAUUGGCAUGUUAAUAUCCAUGCCUAUAAUGGGUUUCGUCUCAGAUAGAUGGGGACGCCGCGCAGCGUUGAUCGUCAGCGGCUGCGGCGCGGGAGUGCUGGGCCUGUGCAAGUCCUUCGUGACCUCGUACCCCGCGUAUCUCCUCUCGGAGCUACUAGAGACAGUUUUUGGAGCCAGCGUGUAUCCUGCUGCUUUUGUGCUAAUGAUCGAGUGGCUAGGCGUUGAGCAAAGGAUUCUGGCAAGCUUAGUGCUGGGCAUACCCUUGGCCAUGGGGGCCGCGACGCUGUCUCUCCUGGACUACCUGACCGGCUACUGGAGGACGUGGGCUCGGUUCGCUUAUCCCCCUUCAUUCCUGCUGCUGCUGUACCCGUGGUUGUUGCCCGAGAGCGUCCGAUGGCUGACCAUCCAGGGCCGACUCACCGAAGCCGUCCAAGUCAUCAAGAAGGCAGCAACUUGGAACAAGGUCAUCAUCCCCCAAGAAGGCAUCGAGAAGAUGCUGCUGAAUGAAGCGGAGCAGCUGAACAACAAGGCUGAGGUGGACAUUGAAGACGACAGCUUGUUCAGAGCGUUAAUAAAGUACCAGGCGCUGCGGCAGCGGCUGUGCGUGUGCUUCGUGUGGUGGGCGUCGGCGGUGUUCGUGUUUUACGGGCUGGCGGUGCACGCGCACGCGCUGUGGGGCUCGCCGCACGCCAACUACGCGCUGGUGGCGGCGGCCGAGCUGCCGGCGCUGCUGGCCAACACGCUGCUGCUGGACCGCGUGGGCCGCCGGCCGCUGCUCACCGGCGCCUUCUUCGUCACCGCCGCCGCGCUCAUCGCCAUCCCCUGCCUGCCUGACUCGAGCAGCGUGUGGGGCACGGCGCUGUACCUGGUGGGCAAGGUGGGCGCCACCAUGUCGCUGAACGCGCUGUACGUGUACACGGCCGAGCUGUUUCCCACGCGCGCGCGCCACCGCCUGCUGGCCGCCUGCUCCACCAUGGGCCGCGUCGGGGCCAUCCUGGCGCCGCUCACGCCGCUGCUGGCGGUGUACCGGUGGUGGCUGCCGACGGCGCUGUUCGGCUCGCUGCCGCUGCUGAGCGCGGCGCUGACGCGGCUGGUGCCCGACACGCUGCACCGCCGCCUGCCCGACUCCUUCGCCGACCUGGAGCCCGCCUCCUCCUCCUCCCCGCCCGCCACCCCCUCGCUCGUCGACACGCCGUGAUCUCUCUUCACCGCGGGAAAAUCUAACAGAUUUAGAAAUAAGUGUUUAACGUAUUCAAACCGAGAGGACCAUAGUGUAAUUGUAAUUUUAAUGUGAAGCUCUGAGUGCCUGGAAAUAUAUUCUAAGCAAAAUCGGUGCGGUGAGUCUUGUUGCAAACAGUAGUGUUUGCUAAUAUUAGAGUAGGCGUCUAACGUGCCUUUAGAUUAAGUUUUUAACACAAAGUACAAGAAAAAAGUACUAAGAUUA